AUGCACGGAUCAGCAAGAGUCUCGAAAAAAGUCACCUGCACAGCUCUCCUAUUAUUUAUUGUCGUUAUUAUCUAUUGUUUAAUCAAUUUAAGCAGUCGAAUACAGACUAACCCGUUUACUGGUGAUAUAGACGAUGAUGAAAAAAUCAAAAAUUAUGCUGAAAUAUCGUUACCUUUUAACUCAUUACGUAAUUUAACAACAUAUGUACGCAUUUAUCGUGAUAUAAGAAAAAAAUUAAAAUCUAACAAAAAUCAGUUUACCACUAAAUUUGAACAAGAUACAUUUCCUUGGUUAAACGAUAAACCGAUGUUAGAUUUCGUAGGAAAAAAUAUGUCAAGAGGAAUUGUCGUAUGUAUGAGUGAUAAAUACAUGAAUGUCGGUUUACCAGCAUUAUUGAGUUUAAACGAUUUGGGUAGUCAAUUACCGAUUGAAAUCAUGUAUUAUGGAGAGAAUGACUUAUCAAUUAAAAAUCGUCGAAAAUUAUCAAAAGUACCAAAUGUUGUUGAAAUAACAGAUUUAUCAACUAAAUUUAUUAAUGUAUCACUUAGAAGUUGGGCUGCUAAACCAUUUGCUAUAUUAGCAUCUAUUUUUCAACAUGUUAUUCUAAUCGAUAGUGAUGUUUAUUUUUUUCAGUUACCUGAAAAAUUAUUUGAUGAUCAUGAUUAUGUUAAAGAAAAUAUUAUGUUGUUUACUGAUCGAUCAUUGGAGAAAGAUACAGCUAGAACUAAAUGGGUAAAUAGUAUUUUGCCUCCACCCUUCUCAAAAUCAUUCAAUGAAUCACGUAUGGUAAGAGGACUAGCUAGAGAUGAAAUUGAAGCAGGUGUUGUUGUAAUGAAUAAAGGCAAUGAUGAUAUUUUUCUCGGAUUACUCGUUAUUUGUGUAUUAAAUGUACCACCAUACUGUAUCUACCCUUAUGUACAUGGUGAUAAGGAAACAUUUUGGUUAGGAAUGGAAAUGAUUCAGAAAACAUUCUAUGUUAACCCGAUAACAGGUGUGAUUGGUGAUGUUGUUAAUGAUAUCGUGUGCGGACAGAUUGCUCAUGGUAACAGGAAUAAGCGGCUAUUAUGGUGGAACGGUGGAUUAUUUCAAGAUAAAUUUAGUCGACCAUUUCUUUUGAAUUUCACUUAUUACAGUUGGGAACCAACAGAUCAGUAUUUUUCGUGGAAAGCAUCAUGUUUGUAUGUCAAUAAAACCGAAUAUAGAAAAUUGGAUGAGCAUGAGAGAAAUCUAAUUCGCAAAUACAAAGAAACAAUGCAAAAUGUAUGUCGAAAAAUGGCAGCCGAGGGUGAAUCAUGCUUACCAUCAUUAAAAACUAAAUGA
This is a messenger RNA of Didymodactylos carnosus, 1320 nucleotides long. The record is from the annotation of a GenBank genome assembly. Lineage: Eukaryota; Metazoa; Rotifera; Eurotatoria; Philodinida; Philodinidae.